AUGGCAUCCGCAACCACAUUCUUCGACUUCAAGCCCAAAGACAAGAAGGGCAACGAGUUCCCGCUCGAAAGCCUCAAGGGCAAGGUCGUCCUCGUCGUCAACACGGCCUCGAAAUGCGGUUUCACGCCCCAGUUCGCCGGCCUUGAGAAGCUGUACCAGGACCUCAAAAAAGAGCACCCCGACUUCCAGAUCCUCGGCUUCCCCUGCAACCAAUUCGGCUCGCAGGACCCAGGCUCCAACGACGAGAUCCAGUCCUUCUGCCAGGUCAACUACGGCGUGACGUUCCCCGUGCUCGGCAAGAUCGACGUCAACGGCGACGCCGCGGACCCCGUGUUCGAGUGGCUCAAGACGGAGAAGCCGGGCCUCAUGGGCCUCAAGCGUGUCAAGUGGAACUUUGAGAAGUUCCUCGUCGGCAGGGACGGCAAGGUCGUGGGGAGGUGGGCUUCGACGACGAAGCCGGAGAGUUUGAAGGCGGAUAUCGAGAAGGCGCUUGCGCAGAAGUAA
Molecule: messenger RNA, 504 nt
Organism: Aaosphaeria arxii CBS 175.79
Lineage: Eukaryota; Fungi; Ascomycota; Dothideomycetes; Pleosporales
Product: glutathione peroxidase 1
Exons: 3
Coding region: 1-504 (167 amino acids)
Biological process (GO): response to oxidative stress
Molecular function (GO): glutathione peroxidase activity
Source: RefSeq, a predicted model, not a curated record